Molecule: messenger RNA, 1689 nt
Organism: Hippoglossus stenolepis (Pacific halibut)
Lineage: Eukaryota; Metazoa; Chordata; Actinopteri; Pleuronectiformes; Pleuronectidae
Product: zinc finger protein Gfi-1b
Exons: 2
Coding region: 170-1279 (369 amino acids)
Biological process (GO): regulation of transcription by RNA polymerase II
Molecular function (GO): RNA polymerase II cis-regulatory region sequence-specific DNA binding; DNA-binding transcription factor activity
Source: RefSeq, a predicted model, not a curated record
CCCGCCGCCAGAGGGCGCUCUGUCCCGCAGCGGAAGAUGACAUGGACCGGAAGUCCGGCCGCUUCUCUUCCGGGGUGUUGAGCUGAUGUCUGACUCGUAGACUGUUUCUAUAUCAUACGAGGUUAUAUGUGAUAUAUGAGGUUAUAUAUCUGACGGCUGCUCGACCACAAUGUCUUCGGAGCGCCCGCUGGUCGGAGGCGGAGCCGCAGGGAAAGCGACGUCCUCUUCAGUCGUGGCAGGAAACAGGAACUGGGACGGAUCCGGCGGGAUGGACCAGAUCAACGUGGUGAGAAUAGACGACACUCACAUUGCAGAGGAGCCGUCUGACGUCGGGGGAAAGGUUAAAGGCGAAGCAGCGGACUACUACGAGGUGGAGUACUCGAUACCUGCGGAGGAGGAGGCGGAGGAGGAGGAGGAGGAGGACAGCGUCUACGUCAUUGAAUAUUCAAAUCCAGAGGAGGAGGGGGACAGCUACCAGUUCACCAUGUCUGUAGAUAGAUCGCUCUCGGCUAAACGGCCGGUCAAACAUCCAGUGGUCAAAGAAAACGCCACAGCUCCUUUAGCGAUGACGUCCAAAACUCGGUUGUCAUCCAGGCCGAGACAGAUGGUGAAUCAGAAGAGGAAGAUGAGAACAGAAGAGGAGGUGAAAGAGGAGGGAGCUGUGAGCAGUAAGAGCGCGUUGGAGCUCGGAGAGGACGACAGCGACGUGAUGGAGUCGGGUAAAGAACAGCUGGUGUGCACGCUGUGCCCGCCGCCCAAAAGACUCUUCAAGAGGGCGUCAGGUCUGGCCAUUCAUUUAAAACAAAUGCACCUGAUGGAGGGCAGGAAGAAGUUCUUCUGCACGUCCUGCAAGCAAACGGUUCGCAGUCAGGUCGACUUUGAUGCUCACACGCGGCGCCACGCCAACCAGGACGCCGUCUUCACCUGCACCCUCUGCUCGGAGGCGACAGAAAAUAAAACAGGAUCAGAGACGACGGGGUACAAAGGGUCGAGGUUGGGCCUGAAGAGACACCUGGAGAAGGAGCACCCGGGCGCCAUCCCUCGCUGCAACAUCUGUAACAGAGGCUUCAAGACAAUCAUGACAUACCUCGCCGAUCAGUUCAGGCACGUGGGAGUGUCGCCGUUCCACUGCGCCCAGUGUCAGAUCUACGAGAUGACGGAGAGGGGUCUGAGCGUGCACAUCAGAAACCACCAGAAGAAGAAGCAGCAGCAGCCCCGGCCGACACUCGAGGACUUCACCAACACAGAUAACUCGGCAACAGACGACUCGGACUUCUGACGCUGCAGAUUCCACGUUUACUUGUGUCAGUGUUUGUAGAAGCACCAGCUCAGGGACUUCCUGUUUGUCAGAGAGACACGUCCACUCGCUCACUGUGAAGUUUCCAGACAUUUUCCUGCUGUUUCCUCAAACAAUAGACUUGUUUUAUGAGUUCAAACAUUAUUUUUGCCGUCACUGGUAUUAAAAACACUAAUAUCUUUAGUAAACGUAGUAAAAAGUAUGAGAAUAAAAGCUUUUCCUUUAAAACUCUUCAGAUGAUUUGACGAGUUUCUGUUGAAGAUUAAAGUCGAAGGGGCUAAAAUCAGCAGGUUGUUUUGUUUGUGUUUCAUCAUUUUUAACACUUUCGCCUUUUAUUUUAUUUCUUAUAUGAAGUUUUCUCAUGUAAUGUAAUUAAAGGGAAAACUACUGAC